AUGAGUUCCUUAUUUGUUGGCUGGGAAGAUGCAAAGGGGGAAGGAAGAGAUGCCUAUACACCUCAAACCCCCGCGGUGUACACCGAGAUGCGCUUGCGAACAGAAGAGGAGAAGGAGAAGUUGCUGCAGUACUGCAGCAGCACAGCAGACGUACACUGCGCCUCCAGCUGGACAGACAUCACCCUACAAACAGCAGUUCAGGCUGUUGAGGUGGCUUCACGAUUCGCUGAUUCUGCAUGCUACUUUGACUGUGCUUACGGGGGAUUCAUUUUUGCUACUGUCGCUGCUGCUGCUGCUGCUGCUGCUGCAGGGUGUAUGGACAUGAGGAAGCGAGCAGAGACACCUCAAGAGGUGACCCUGCGAUGCGUGUUGUAUUACGAAGACCAAGGCGUCUUAGUUGGGGGUUUGCAUGCGCGAAAAGCUGCAGAGACAGCAAAAGUCUUCUCUACCCAAACUACACAAGCAAUGAGAGGCCUGCUAAAGGCCCUAGGGUUUAGGCGUCUUGGGUCGAUUCAUGUUAAGGCAGAGGACCCUCUUCACAAGCAGCCACUAUGGGGCGAGAAGAGCUGCUGGCUGGUAGAGCUGCAAGCUCGUCUUAGCAGCGAAGCAGCAACAGCAGCAGCAGAAGCAGCACUUGCUGCUGUGGCUGACGCCCUGAAGCCGUUUGUCAUGCUACGCAAACUGGAUCCCAAAGACUAUGCAGAAGCAGAAGACAAAGCCUUGCGCGCUGCUGCUGCAUGA
Molecule: messenger RNA, 741 nt
Organism: Eimeria acervulina
Lineage: Eukaryota; Apicomplexa; Conoidasida; Eucoccidiorida; Eimeriidae
Exons: 7
Coding region: 1-741 (246 amino acids)
Source: RefSeq, a predicted model, not a curated record